AGAAAUUAAACAUUUUUUUCGAUGUAAAAUAAUCAUUAUGCGCACACGUUACGAGGAAUACAAUAAGAAGAAAAAAUCUAAAGUAGAAUUAACACUGAUAUAAAGUGAAAAUCAUUGUCUCAUCACAGUAGUACUCACACUAUACGGUGGCGGAACCAGAGAAAACCAACCAGACCGAUUACUCUUGAGGAAACAAAAAUCUAAGAUGAGCCGCCAUCCUUCUGUCAAAUGGGCUCAGACGUCUGAUGUACUCUACUUAACAGUUGAGCUGCCUGAUGCUCAGGAUGUUAAGCUCAAACUGGAGCCAGAAGGAAAAUUUUACUUCUCUGCAACUGCUGGUGCAGAGAAAAUUCCUUAUGAGGUUGACAUUGAUCUGUUUGACAAGAUUGAUGUAAAUAAUAGCAAAGCUAGUGUUGGUUCAAGAAACAUCUGCUACUUGGUGAAAAAGGCUGAGAACAAGUGGUGGGACAGAUUGUUGAAGCAGGGAGGGAAAUCUCCUGUCUUUCUGAAAGUUGAUUGGGAUAAAUGGGUUGAUGAAGAUGAGGAGCAAGAUAAUAAACCUGCAGCAUCUGAUAUGGACUUUGGUGACAUUGAUUUUUCUAAGUUGGGCAUGGGAGGGGGUGAAGGAUUGGAUUCUGAUGCUGCAGGCAAUGACGAUGCUGAUGAGAGUGACACAGAAGAGGAGUUUGUAGCUGAAGCAUCUGCUAGUAAAGAACAAGAUACGAAAGAUGCUGUAAGCAGCGAUGCAAAGGAUGCACCUGAUACUAAAGCAUAAAAAAUUCGAGAAUGGUGAACGGUAACAUAGCUUUGACUAUGUAAGGGCAAGACAAGCAUUUCUGAAAGGUUGCUUACCAUAAAUCUUUGCAGGGUUAACUGAUGGUUCAGUGACCCUGGAUUUUUAACAAGCUAGACAUAUGUGUUGGCCAUACAUAAUACAAUUUGAGAAUGGAAGUGUUAUUAUGUCUUUGUUUCGCUUGGAAUGCAGGGGUCAAUGAGCUCUAUAGUUUUUCAGUGAAGUUACACUUCUCUGAUCGGUGAGAAAGUUCGUUUUAGAAAAGGCAAACUAGUUUGAGUUUUGAUCAAUGUUUUGAAAUUUGGGAUGGUCAUUUAACCAGUGUAGACGUUUUGAAUUAGUGACAAUUUAAGGUCCUGUUUGGGAUAAGCUUGUUCAUAAGCAUUUGUAAAAAAAAGGAAAAUAAUGUAGAAUGAAUUUAGCUUUUUCCUC
Glycine soja is the source of this 1225-nucleotide messenger RNA. Its product is annotated as co-chaperone protein p23-1-like. Gene Ontology annotation, cellular component: cytosol; nucleus. NCBI's taxonomy places the organism in Eukaryota, Viridiplantae, Streptophyta, Magnoliopsida, Fabales, Fabaceae. Gene Ontology annotation, biological process: protein folding; chaperone-mediated protein complex assembly. The record is from RefSeq and is a predicted model, not a curated record. The coding region runs from base 206 to 775 and encodes 189 amino acids. The transcript has 6 exons. Gene Ontology annotation, molecular function: Hsp90 protein binding; protein-folding chaperone binding.